AUGGAAAGCAAAGGUAGAGAAGUGUAUUUUGUUUUCAUGAACUUUGAUCCAGAGUAUGAGCGCCUACAAAAGAAUAGAUCAAAACAAGGAGGUCAUGAGCUUGAUUUAUAUCUGAGCACCAAGCAUGAUUUACUGCUAAAUAAGCUCCUCCAACCAAACACUUACAAGAAGAUGUAUUCUUUGGCUAUUGUUGAUGGUUUUGCUGUUCAAAUGACAAAAGAUCAGGCAGCUAUUCUUCAAGGAGCAAAGGAAGUGAGAAUUGUAGAGAAGAACCAAGAGCUUGCUUGA
This is a messenger RNA of Dioscorea cayenensis subsp. rotundata (Guinea yam), 288 nucleotides long. RefSeq names its product subtilisin-like protease SBT2.5. The coding region runs from base 1 to 288 and encodes 95 amino acids. Lineage: Eukaryota; Viridiplantae; Streptophyta; Magnoliopsida; Dioscoreales; Dioscoreaceae. The record is from RefSeq and is a predicted model, not a curated record. The transcript is spliced from 3 exons.